Plenodomus lingam JN3 is the source of this 300-nucleotide messenger RNA. RefSeq lists its product as uncharacterized. The record is from RefSeq and is a predicted model, not a curated record. NCBI's taxonomy places the organism in Eukaryota, Fungi, Ascomycota, Dothideomycetes, Pleosporales, Leptosphaeriaceae.
AUGUCGUGGGGAUUGCGCGUCUUGCAACUCGCAACAAGACCUCUUUCUCCUCUUUGGCCCCGCCUGGCCAGCAAAACCACGCAAUCCAAGCCACGGCUCAGCUCAGCCCGCUGCGGACAAGUUGCCGCCACCACAGCCCAGUGCAGUGCCGUGCCUCAGACGUCUGAUGCUGCCGUCGUCUCAGGACUGCCACUGGCGAUCGAGUGGAUACUUGGCAUCUACAGCAACUUGCCCAGAGUGCAUACUACAAGAUGUACAAUACAUAGGUUGCAAAUGGACACCAUUCGGUCUGGCGGCUAG